Oikopleura dioica is the source of this 711-nucleotide messenger RNA. The record is from the annotation of a GenBank genome assembly. NCBI's taxonomy places the organism in Eukaryota, Metazoa, Chordata, Appendicularia, Copelata, Oikopleuridae.
AUGGCGAUGGAAUUUUUUGAACGGGAAGAAGAGAACAAGACGAUGCCUAGUUAUCAUGUCAACGUCCAGGUUGCAAUCAGAAAUCAUCUCUACGAUGCGAAAUUGUUCAUCAACAUGGCAUCGACUUUUACGAACGCCCGCGAGAUUUGCGAAAGCUUGAAUAUGAGACUUCCUCCUGAAGGAUUUGCCAUCAUCGAAAAUCCAAGUGCUUUUGAUGAACGAACGUCGAUGAUGUUCUGGAUCGACGCAUUCGUCUCCCCGGACACUGCGAUUUUUACGAGAGCAGAAAAACCUGGACGAGUUUUGAUCGAACGUUUGCUUGGAGAAAGGGUCAAAUCGGACGGUUACUUAGCUUAUGUCAUCAAUCACAAAGACAAAUGCUUGCUGAAUUUCGACGCACGUGAUAUUUUUCCAAGAGUCUAUUUGUGCCAAAAUGACAUACCGGUGAAUACGAUUACGUCUCUUUUAAUUUCCGGCUGGACGAUGAAGGAGUACACGAAAAACGGGAAAGAGAUUGGCGGAAAACUUUGCGAUAAAACUCAUGAAGUCGCGCUCACUUGGUUCAGAUGCAGCGAGCAUAUUUCUUCAAGCGCUGUCUGCGAUGGAAUUUUUCUGCGGAAAAGAGCUUCGGAUAAAGACGCCACUGUUGCUGGCGCGUAUGAUACUCGACAUGUCAAUGCACAGACUAGCUCUGUUUUAUGUAUUCAAUAA